GAGAGCACCCCGCUGGCCCGGGGCGCCGUGACUAAGGCGCCCGGCGGCGUCUGCGCGGAGUCCGCGGCGCCCCAGCCGCUGCGGCCCCCUGUGGGGACCCUGGUGACCAAAGUGGCUCCCGUCAGUGCUCUUCCUAAACUCGGCGGCGCCCCCAGGCUGCCCGCUCCCCCGAUCGUCACCGUGAAAGCCCCCAACACCGCGACGAUCCAGCUGCCCGCUAAUCUGCAGCUUCCUCCAGGAACAGUUUUGAUCAAAAGUAACACCGGUCAGUUGAUGUUGGUAUCUCCUCAGCAAGGGGUGACGAGAGCAGAGACUGCAAGUACCAUAACUUCCAGGCCAGCAGUACCGGUGAACACACAAACUGUCAAAAUCUGCACAAUGACGAAUUCUAGCUCACAGUUAAUCAAGAAAGUGGCGGUGGCACCUGUUAAAACAUUGGCACAAAUAGGAACUACUGUGGCAACCACUGUUCCAAACUCUUCCUCAGUGCAAUCUAUAUCUGUGCCAGCCAAUGUUGUCACGGUUACUCCUGUAAAGCCAGUGAAUACUGUAACUACCUUGAAGCCUUCAGAUUUGGGAGCAGCCUCUGUACCCUCAAAUGAGCCCAGUUCUAAAGCAGAGAACUCAGCAGCUGCUCAGGCUGAUCUUUCUCCAGCAGUGCUAGAAAAUGUGAAGAAAUGUAAAAACUUCCUUGCCAUGUUAAUAAAACUAGCAUGUAGUGGGUCACAGUCUCCUGAGAUGGGGCAGAAUGUGAAGAAGCUGGUGGAACAACUUUUGGAUGCAAGAAUUGAAGCAGAAGAAUUUACUAAGAAACUGUAUAUUGAGCUUAAGUCGUCACCUCAGCCUCACCUCGUUCCUUUCCUUAAGAAAAGUGUGAUUGCCUUACGACAACUUCUGCCUAACGCCCAGAGCUUCAUUCAGCAGUGUGUUCAGGAGACUUCCAGCAAGGUCGCCCUUGCCACCUGUACAACAGCAGUCACAGCUUCUCCUGUGGUGACAGCUGCAGUGUCCUCAGCCCAAACUGAAAAGCCCACCAUCAUUUCUGCAGCAGCCGUGCCCACGCCUGUGUCUGUGCAAGCUCUGAAUCCACUCGCUGGUCCAGCAGGGGCGAACACUGGCAUUGUGACCCUGCAUUCUGUGGGCCCGGCUGCUGUGCCAGGCGGAGCAACAGCUGGAACUGUUUUGCUGCAGACCUCGAAACCACUUGUGACCUCAGUACCGAAUGCAGUGACAACGGUCUCCCUUCGGCCUGAGAAACCGGUCAUCUCCGGAGCAGCAGUCACACUGGCUCUGCCGUCAGUCACUUUUGGAGACAAGCCGGCUGCAGCGCUUUGUCUUCCACCUGUGAAACCUGCUGCCGCUUCUGCUGGGGCCACCCUGGACAGGCCUGUCAUCGGCGCGCCCGUCCAAAUCAAACUCGCCCAGCCGGGCGCCCUCCUUGCACAGCCAGCUGGGGUUCCGCCAACUGUCAAAGUCAAGCAACUAGUAGUCCAGCAGCCAUCAGGAGGCGUUGGAAACCAGGGGACCACAAUUUCCCAUUCCUCAGCAGUGACCAUUCAGAAAUCUACACAGAAGGUUCCAAUGAACACUGUAAUACCGACUACUUCCAUUCUAAAGCAAAUUACUCUGCCUGGAAAUAAAAUUUUGUCGCUUCAAGCAUCUACUACUAUUCAGAAAAAUAAAAUACAAGAGAAUGGAACAACAUGUUUCAGAGAAGAAGAUGACAUCAAUGAUGUGACUUCCAUGGCAGGAGUCAACCUCAGUGAAGAGAAUGCCUGCAUCUUAUCAGCAAACUCUGAAUUGGUUGGCACACUCAUUCAGUCCUGUAAAGAUGAGCCGUUUCUUUUUAUUGGCGCUCUACAUAAGAGAAUCUUAGACAUUGGUAAAAGGCAUGACAUUACGGAAUUUAACUCUGAUGCUGUGAACUUGAUCUCCCAUGCAACACAAGAGAGAUUACGAGGCCUUCUAGAAAAACUGACUACAAUUGCUCAGCAUCGAAUGACUACUUACAAGGCAAGUGAAAAUUACAUCCUGUCUAGUGAUACUAAGUCACAGCUCAAAUUUCUUGAAAAGCUGGAUCAACUGGAGAAGCAGAGGAAGGAUUUAGAAGAAAGAGAAAUGUUACUUAAGGCAGCCAAGAGUCGUUCUAAUAAAGAAGAUCCAGAACAGCUGAGAUUAAAGCAGAAAGCCAAAGAGUUGCAGCAGUUGGAGCUCGCCCAGAUACAGUACAGAGAUGCUAAUCUCACAGCCCUUGCAGCUAUUGGACCAAGGAGGAAGAGACCACUGGAAUCUGGAAGUGAGGGCUCAAGAGACAAUCUUGCUUGUGGGACAUCCAGCCUGACAGCCACCAAACAGUUGCUCCGUCCAAGAAUCACGAGAAUCUGCCUCAGGGACUUGAUAUUCUGUAUGGAACAGGAAAGGGAGAUGAAGUACUCUCGAGCUCUGUACCUUGCCCUUCUGAAGUGACCGCUCCACUCACCGUCCAGAUCCUUGUUGUUUACUGCCAAAGAAGACCAAAAGAGGAUUGUUGCACUGUCCUGAAAACUCCGUUUCUGGAGAACAGUUACCAACAUGAAAGACCAUUGUUUACUGUUAAUAAGCUUUUAUGAAAUCUUACUGUACAUCUCGUGGGGUUCUUACAGACUAGAACUCAGCCUUGUCUUCUGAAAAUUAGUUAUGAAGUACACUUUACACAGAAAUAGCAGUUGCUACCUCUGUGCUUAAUUACAGCAGGCUAAGGCUCCACUUGUUACAUCCUGCUUCCUUUGCCUGACUGUAACAAGGAGUCGUCUCCCCUGAUAACAGCCUGUGUGUAGACACUGAGGAGGGGAAGUCACCACUUACCAAGAAGAAUGUGUUUCCUCCUCAACUGAGCCUGUCUCAGAACGUUAGGUUUCCUGUGCUGGAAUCACAAGUCGCUUAGUUAACCGGAACUGUCACCUUGGGUAGUUCAAGGUGACAGACCACUGUGGUGACCUGGCUGGGUUGAGCCCCAGGGUUGUCAGAAUGACACUGGUGGGGACAGGCUGUGCCUGAAGUUGCCAGUUCCUUGGCCUCUCUCACCACGUGCUGCUUCUGAUACCACGUGAGAGGACAUCCUUGUCAGGGAAGCCUUCAAAUUGAAGCUGCUGCUGAUACACCUUGUUGGUAAUGGAAAAGGGAGACAGUGCCGGAAGGAGUAGUGAGACACCGAGUUUAAACUGAGCAGGGAAAGAUGAAAAUGGAAUCAUACAACAGGAAAGGCCGCCCAUGCCCGAAGAGGAAGGGGUGCGCUUUGCUGAUGGAAAAAUAUAUCAUAGCCUGUCCAAAAAAGGAAAGCAUAUCAGACAUUUUUGAAUUCCAGUGCUAUUUGAAAAGGAAGUUAAUUUUUUUGCUUUGUAUUGUUUUAAAUUCCGAGAAGGAUGGUUUGGGCAAUUCCUUCUCCUUUAAAAAAUUUCAGUUACCUUAAAUUUUUAAGCAUCUUGGUACAUUUAAAAAAUCCUAAUUGGUGAUUAGAAAUUUUAAGCAAUAGGAGUCCCCUUUGGAUUCUGUACUUAAAAGGUAACUGUCCGAUUGGGAGCCUGGGGUUCUUGGCUCCAAACAUGAGAAGUACGUGCUGUGGCUGAGAUAGAGAUCCUCUGAGGAAGAUGGUGAUGUGCAAAGCAAGCCUUCUAUUUUUUUUUUUUAAAUUCUACCUGUGUGGAUUAUAACUGACAAAAAAUAAUAGUUGUUAAAAUUGCAUACACAAAAAAUGUUUGAAUCCUCCAAGAAGGUUUUAAAAAUGGGAAAAGCUGUGCUGCUUAGAAAAAGAAUUCAGGGGAACAAAGACCUCAAGUCUGUUACUCUUCGUAUUGUUCUUCCCAUUGGGACUGUUAUGGCCACAUACUAUAGUAGGAUUUAAAUCAGCCACGUUGUUUGUUUCAGCAAGUUAUAUAAAAUGCUAUAAAUUAUGUAUAUGUUAAAAGAGUACUUUAAGAAGAGAUCUAUACCCAAAGUUGUUUUGUAUAUUUAAAUGCUUAGCUUUAUUUUUUUGUAAAGUGCAGCAUACUCCCACAUUUGUGUAUAAUCUUAUUGAUCAGAUGUUUAAAAUUAUUUCAAAUACUUCAUUAAAAUAAUUAUUUUAUUAUAA
This is a messenger RNA of Chinchilla lanigera (long-tailed chinchilla), 4108 nucleotides long. RefSeq names its product TAF4b RNA polymerase II, TATA box binding protein (TBP)-associated factor, 105kDa (gene Taf4b). Gene Ontology annotation, cellular component: transcription factor TFIID complex. Lineage: Eukaryota; Metazoa; Chordata; Mammalia; Rodentia; Chinchillidae. Gene Ontology annotation, molecular function: RNA polymerase II general transcription initiation factor activity; protein heterodimerization activity; DNA binding. The record is from RefSeq and is a predicted model, not a curated record. Gene Ontology annotation, biological process: DNA-templated transcription; transcription initiation at RNA polymerase II promoter.